GCAUGAGUGGAAACUGGUCAUGAAAUAUGCAGAAAGCUUGGGCUGUUAUUAGUCUCAUUCUGACUUGUUGCGUGCUGCUCUAUCUAGUGCUUUGGAUGAAUCUCGCUGAACAGUUUCACAGCAAAACUGUCGUCAUUGCUGCAUUGAUUUUAUCACAACUUGGAACUACUAGUUUGUACAAAAGUGAAAAUCUAAUUUACUCCACUGAGCAAGAAAUCAACAUAACACCUAUUCCGGUUCUCUAUAAGAAAAAUUUUACAAAACUUCCAGUGUGGGAUUUUGAAGAUGUUUAUUUGCGAAACAAUGAAGCAAGAAAACCUACCUGUCCAAAGUCCCUUCAAAACACAGAGGAUCCCAAGUUCAAGGAGGCUGUUCUUCCUGACGUUCAGCUGUGGCUGUACAAAGGUCUACUCAACGUAGCAGAAUGGAAUCGAUUAGCACACUUCAACAAUCCCUUCGGCUUCAUGGAAUACAAGUACAAUGAGGUAAAAAGAGCAGUGGAUUUGAUACCAAAGCCUAAGUCAACAGGAAUACUGCCUGUGCCUGAAAGUUCAAAGGAUGACUGUAUCCGCUGUGCUGUUGUGGGCUCUGGUGGCAUUCUCAAUAACUCAAAGAUGGGCAAAGAGAUAGACUCCCAUGAUUAUGUUUUUCGAGUAAAUGGGGCUGUUACUCAAGGUUACGAGGAGGAUGUUGGAAAUAGAACAUCAGUUUAUGUACAUACAGCUUUUUCCUUAUAUGCCAACAUUCUGAUGUUAAAAAAGUACGGCUUUAACAGUAUUCCACAAGAUGAGGGCAUCAAAUAUGUAAUGAUCCCUGAAGGCCUGAGGGACUUUGAGUGGAUCCAAGGCCUUUUGCAGGGAAAAGCAACCAAUGGGUCAUUCAAGGGUGUGAGGCCACUGAAAUAUUUCGAAGGGAAAUUUAACGAGAGUAGAUUCUAUGUUCUUCACCCUGACUUUCUUCGAUACAUUCGCAACAGAUUCAUGCCAUCCAAACAAAUGCAGGGCAUUCACUGGGCAAUGUACAGACCGACCAAUGGAGCGUUUGCUUUGUUCUUGGCUCUUCACACAUGUGAUAUUGUGGACGCCUAUGGAUUUAUUACAGAAGACCACCAUAAGUACUCCAACUAUUAUUAUGAAACGUUAAAAAAAACCAGUGUAAUUUUCUUUAUUAACCAUGACUAUGGCCUGGAGAUAAAGACUUGGAAGAAACUGCAUGACUCUGGAAUCAUUAGACUUUUCCAAAGACACUAACACAUCAAAAACAGAAGAAGACUCUGUUCUGUCAACAGGUGUUGUUUUAAA
This is a messenger RNA of Sinocyclocheilus grahami, 1301 nucleotides long. It is a transcript of the gene st6galnac1.1, whose product is annotated as ST6 (alpha-N-acetyl-neuraminyl-2,3-beta-galactosyl-1,3)-N-acetylgalactosaminide alpha-2,6-sialyltransferase 1, tandem duplicate 1. The transcript has 10 exons. The coding region runs from base 27 to 1250 and encodes 407 amino acids. NCBI's taxonomy places the organism in Eukaryota, Metazoa, Chordata, Actinopteri, Cypriniformes, Cyprinidae. The record is from RefSeq and is a predicted model, not a curated record. Gene Ontology annotation, molecular function: alpha-N-acetylgalactosaminide alpha-2,6-sialyltransferase activity. Gene Ontology annotation, biological process: oligosaccharide biosynthetic process.